This is a messenger RNA of Porites evermanni, 345 nucleotides long. The record is from the annotation of a GenBank genome assembly. Lineage: Eukaryota; Metazoa; Cnidaria; Anthozoa; Scleractinia; Poritidae.
AUGUCUCUACCUGCCCUCCAAGACCCGUCAUUGAGGGACCUGGGUUCUAGAUUGGAGUCUACAGUAAUUGCGUCUGGAGCUUCAGAAACACCAGAUGCCUACAGAAGAUUGUUUUUGAGAUGGAGAGAUUUUGCCUGCUCUAGAGACGUAAUUCAGGUUUUUCCCGCCAGUACAGAGCAUGUUGCCCUCUACCUCCAGUACCUGUUGGACACAACUCGUUCUCAUUCUGCUGUGGACUCUGCCAUUCAUGGAAUCCAAGGGGUGCAUAACUUGGCUGGCAUUUCUUCGCCGACUGACAGUCCUUUCAUCCAAGCUGUUAUUAAUGCCGCCAAGCGGUUGACUGGA